Molecule: messenger RNA, 8499 nt
Organism: Ceutorhynchus assimilis (cabbage seed weevil)
Lineage: Eukaryota; Metazoa; Arthropoda; Insecta; Coleoptera; Curculionidae
Source: the annotation of a GenBank genome assembly
AAAUGAAAGAAAAAUUCAAUAUGGCGUGGCGGCCAGCAAGUUUGUUUUGAAUAUGCGUUUUCAUGCAUAUUUCAAUUAUUUUGCUUCGAGUUCUGCUUGCAAAUUGAUUUUGAUCACUAGAUUCGACUGUGAUUAAAUCGAGCCCCAUAAAACAAUGAAGGGGCUCAGCCCCCUGAGGCUAGUCCUGGGCCUCCUGACGUGGGGAGGGGUGGCAGUGACGCAACCGGGACCUUGCGACCGUAGCCGCAGAGUUUUGACAGCUCCGAGAGGUGUUCUGAGCACCGGACCGCUCGGAGCCAAUUAUACGCAGGACAGUCAUUGCGAAUGGCUAAUCAAAUCCAACAGUUCCGAACGCUUCAUUUCGCUCACAUUCCGAAGCAUGGGAACUGAGUGCGCCUAUGACUAUGUUUUUGUUUACGACGGCUCGUCGUUUGCCGCUCCGCUGCUGGGCAGUUUCAGCGGUCGGACGGCGCCGCCAAAAGUUACCGCCACUUCUGGCAGCAUGCUUUUGUUACUCUACAGUGAUACAAAUUAUGUCUUGGACGGUUUCCGGGCCGAGUACACCAUUUCGGCUUGUCCAGGCAAUUGUACAGGGAGGGGUUAUUGUUUGAAGGGCAGAUGCGUUUGUAAUGGGGCCGAAUGGGGCGGCGCCGAUUGUUCCAGAAGGCUGUGUCCGAAUGAUUGCGGACGUCACGAUCGGCCUGUCAAAGGUCACUGCAACAAAGGUCGCUGCCUCUGCAGGUCGGGGUAUUCGGGUCGUGCUUGUUCUCUUCCCGAAAGAGACCCUUCGGGUAAUAAGUGGCACUAUUUGGCUCAAACUGGAGAAGGCUUACGGCCUAGAGCCGCGCAUUCGGCUGUUUACGUUGACAUCACAGAUUCCUUGUACGUUUUUGGAGGCUACGACUUAAAUCAAGUUUUAUCUGAUUUAGAGGUUUACAACUUUCAAAGUAGCAGCUGGAGAGAUUCAGAAGGAAACGAGCUAAUGGAUUGGGAGUCUGUAGACAGGGUGGAGCCUGGUGAAGCUGCCGAUUUUAUCGCUCAACAAGGCUUCGAAAGAUUGGGACUUCCGCGUAAAUCGCUUCUGGGCAGCAUUUUCUACGCAGUAGGAGACAAUUCUAGCAAGUUUAUGCGCAGACAACGGCACAGCGGAGGCGGUUACAUGGAAGAAGUCCCAGAAGGACCUGCAGGUAGAUACGGUCACGCCGCUUGCGCUGUUGCCAACGGUUUUGCGAUGUUUGGAGGCAAAAUGGCCGAUGGUUCAUUGGCUAGUGACUUAUGGUAUUACAAUGUCCAAACUCGUCUUUGGCACCUGCGCGCGCAAUUUUCCACUCGCCGACCUCCUCCUCUAACAAGACAUACUUUAACUUGUGUCAACGAUACCAUUUACCUUUUCGGUGGUAGUACUCCGGAUGGGGAAUUUUCCUCGGAACUUUGGAGGGUGAAGCUACGUCCAGAUGAUACUGAACAGUGGGAGGAGGUUAGAGCUAGAGGCGGUAAACAGCUGGACAUAAGAGUGGUGGCCCACACAACAGUCUACCACAAAGCUACCAAUUCGCUAGUGGUUUAUGGCGGUAUUGUAGCCGGCGUUGCCAGAUUUUCCAAAUUGUCCGAUAAAAUGUUUGCCUUUCAAUUAGACCACAAACAUUGGACCGAAAUUCAUUAUACUCGGGAACAUUUACGGGAAAAAUAUGUGCCUAGAGAAAGGGCGUUUCAUUCAGCUAACGUUUUUGGAAAUUAUCUGGUGAUUUUUGGUGGUUACUCGCACAGGCAUAAUAAAGAGGAGAUUUGCUACGACAAUCAAAUGUACUUGUACCAUUUGGGCUGUCACACUUGGGUGAAUCCGGACAUUUUAGGCAGCAACAACGAGUCAAGAUACCCAAAACAACAAGGCGUUUUCGCGCAUGCGUCCAGCGUCCGUAACUCGCACACUCUAAUCUUAGUUGGCGGGUACCACGGCAACGUCAACGGUGAUCUUUUAGGCUGGACCGUCCCGCCAUAUUUGCGCGGAAUCCCCCCCAAAGCCUGCGCGCUCCAUCAAUCUUUCGGCGAAUGCUCGGCCGAUCCCGAGUGCGGUUGGUGCAGCGCCGAUGACCGAUGUUAUGGUCGUACCGUUGGUGCCAACUGCACCACUAACCUGCAAACCGCUCGGUGUCCAGGGGUGUGUCCAGCUUUACAAGACUGUCAUUCUUGUCUGGUGCAUGGGCAUUUGCAUGGCGGAGAAGAACCGUCUUCGGCAGCUUUCAGGUUAGGUUUGGGCGAAUGUUCUUGGUGCGUCCAAAACGCUCGAUGUCAUCCUAGAGAUGAUCCGCACGGUACUUGUGGUUCGCAAGUGGAUAGUCCGAGUCAGACUCUGGGCUGGUGGGGGCCUACUGGACAAGAGAUCAGGCAGCCGCAAGAUUGUGCCAAUUUGGACCGCAGGCCUGGACUAACUUACAUCAAAUAUAGUCAUCCGCCUAAUUUUUCGCAGCCUGACAGUGUUGCCACAUUAAAUGCCACUACUAUUGAUUAUAAUGGGGGUUUGAGUAUUUCACCGCGCAGUGACAACGUUUCCGGUAAAAUGGUGGCCACUUUGACGGGUUUUUUACGUUUGCCUCCAUCUUGGAAGGAAACUCUUAAAGUUUGCUCCAGCUACUCCUCAGCCACUGUUACUUUGGGUGAAAAAACGGUAGCCAAUUUUACAACUGAAACAAAAAUUUGUAAGGAUUCAAAAUGGCCCGAUGGGGUGCCAGAAGAACGGAUUCCUGUUGACUUUUUGAGCAUCAAAACGUUGGGGCCACUUUUCAAUGCUCACCAGCAAAGUCGGAUGGAGUUGCAACACUUUAAGCCGGAUGAGACACCAAAGGUUUUCACCUUCGAAUAUCUCGAACCUUACGCCAACGGCACUUGUUCCCAAUACGCCAACUGUCUCCACUGCCUGACCGAUUCUCAAUGUGGUUGGUGUGAGCUGACAUCCUCCUGCCAAUCACGCACUGAUAGUGAACAAGAAACUUGCUCGCUGGACGGCGAUUGGCGCUACUUGACCCUUUUGCCCGGAAUGUGUCCCAAUUGUAGCAACUUUAUCUCGUGUUCUUCCUGCGUCCAAACUGAGUUAUGUGAGUGGUGGGUCGAAGAAGCCCGAUGCACCAGAAUUGGACAAAGACAAGGCUCUGUUGUAAUUGCUGAUGAGUGUCCCACUCCCUGUUAUCAAAGAAGCGGCUGCGAUGAUUGUCUAGAUCAGAAAGGCAGAUGUGUUUGGUGUCAGGCGACUCAGAAAUGUUUUAGUUUCUCAGUUUACACGAGUGAAUAUCAGUUUGGGCUUUGUCGCGAAUGGUUGGACCAAUCUUUUCCGUUAAUCACCGCUCACGAAAACAGCUCGCUAACCCACAAACCACAGGAGCAGUGUAAAGCUUGCGCUGCUCACACUAAUUGUUCGGCCUGUCUGAGUGCUCUGAGUUGUGGCUGGUGUCAUGAUGCGUCUAAUCCGAUGUCUGGGGCAUGUGUUAGAGGUGACUUUCAACAGCCUCAUGUCAACUGCUCUACUGCUCUAGGAGGCAAGGAGGCCAAGUGGGCCUAUGCUCAAUGUCCAGAUGUAGACGAAUGUGGCUUAGGUUUGCACGACUGUCAUCCUCAAGCCGAAUGUACCAACACUGACGGGUCUUUUAGCUGUCAUUGUAGAAAAGGUUACAUUGGUGAUGGUAGGUCUUCUUGCGUGCGAACUUGUUAUAACGUUUGUGUUCACGGUACUUGUCAAGGGGAACCCGAUUAUAAGUGUUUGUGUGAUAUUGGGUGGUACGGGGAUGAUUGUAGUAAAAAUUGCGGCUGCAACAAUCACUCGUUUUGUCCUAAUGGCUAUCAGCAAUGUGACGAGUGCCAGGACAAUACUGUAGGCGACUUUUGUCAAUUGUGUCACGCGGGAAGUUACGGUAAUGCUACAUCUGAAACAGGAUGUAAGAAAUGCGAGUGCAAUGGCCACGGCGAUUUGGAUAAGGGCGAGUGCGAUAUUGAAACUGGGGAAUGUUUUUGUCAGGAUAAUACGGAAGGUUUUCAUUGCGAUAGAUGUCGUCCUAAUUAUUCGGGUGAUCCGAGGAAUGGGCAACAGUGCUAUUAUCAGUGUGAAGCUAGAGGAGUUUUGACUGAGCCAAAAGGUCAAGGUAUUAGUUCGCUUCAAAAUUACUCCCCACCCAGAGGCGGACCUCCAAUCAGAGAAUGUCUAUGGAUUAUUAAACCAGAUAUUGACUUCGGUACUCCAAUAAUCCAACUGCGAAUGAAUUUAUCUCAAUUGAAUGUAACUUGUGGUGAAAACGCUGUUUACGUUUACGACGGUUUACCCGAACUAGUCGAUAUGGGUAGUCAAAGUGCGUUAACCGCUGUUUUUUGUACUGAAGAAGCCCUAUCGACAGCGGUAGUGGAAUCUAGAACUGGUCACUUGACAGUUCACUACAAACAAGGCCCCCCUAAUGAAAGUUUCAGCGCCCUCUACAAGGUAAUCAGUUGCGACUCCUGUGUGUCGCCUAGAGAGUGCCGCGCAGGUCAAUGUCUGUGUAAAGAGGGCUUCGUUGGGCCAGAUUGCGCAGAGGAAAUUUGCCCGGAAAAUUGUAGUUUUGCUUUGGGCAGGGGGAGCUGUGACAAAAAUUAUGGAAGGUGUUUGUGUACUGAUGGAUGGACGGGACCGGCGUGUAAUAUCACGGAAACCAAACUUCAACUUGUCUUUUCCGAGCUCUUCAAUACCGAACGGUUGUCAGACAGUUUUGAGCACUUGCGCAAAACUCUUCCGCGGUUCGGUCAUUCUUUAGUCUCUGACCGAAGAGGCUCUUUGUGGAUGUUCGGCGGUUAUUCGUUGAGUCACGGCCCUUUAAACGACAUCAGGAUGUUUGACACUAAAAACAUCAGUUGGAUGCAGGUUACUGUAGAAUCGACUCCGGACGCUAGGAUGCCGCAAGGCCGUUAUUUCCACGGUGCCGACAUUGUCCACUCAAAACAAUCAAUAUACGUUUUCGGAGGUCUGACAAAAGCACCGAAAAACUCAAAAAAUCGCACCCUAAACGACUUUUGGCAGUUUGAUAUUCAAAAUCAACGGUGGGGUGAAAUGGAAUCGCCUUUUGGGGAACUGAAACUUUUGUCGCGCUAUUGGACUUCGGAAAAAUGGCCUCCUGCCGUUUACGGACACACGCUGACCCACUACCGGAAUGCUGACAGGGAAGAGUUUUUAGUGCUAGUAGGCGGCGAUUCGCCUCAUUACGGUUUCCUCAAUAGUGUAUGGGAAUAUUCAAUUGAAAAGAAUUUAUGGAGGCCGGUGCCUACCAAAGGUAACGGCCCACCGGGUAUUUUCGGUCACACAACCGUCUUUCAUUCGCAAACCAACAGUUUGUACAUAUUUGGAGGUUAUGUUUAUGACAAGCAAGUCAGCGAAAUGUCAAACAGCCUCUGGCGGUUGGAGUACGAAACUAAAACGUGGAUAGAAUUGACAGGCAGCAGUUCUCGUAACGCGCCGAAACCGAGAUUUUUCCAUUCGGCUGUUACGACUGAUCAUUACAUGCUCGUCUUGGGCGGUAGGAUUUUUCCUUGGAACAUCACUGACGCUCUCUAUGCCUUUUCCUACAGUUGCAACCAGUGGAUUAAUUUAAUGACAGAAUCUGUGGAAAAAAUCGGUCCUUAUCCGAAACAAACUUACGCUCAAGCGAUGACCAUUGAGCCAGACGGCGAUGCCGCUUACGUCAUUGGCGGAUGGGGAAUCGAAAGUGAAACUUCCGUUUUGAAAAUAGAAUUACCAAUGGACAUUUGUAACUUGUUCUCAUCAAAAUCCACCUGUCUGAGGGUGCCAGGUUGCGGAUUUUGCGCCAACCAACUAAACAACGCAACCAUGUCUCAGAUUUGUCACAGGAACACUUUAGAAUGUCCUUUGGACAAUGGUAACGGAUCUCGCCUGACAAAUACCGGUCACGUGUGCGAAAGCUCGAACCAAUACCCGAGCAGUAACUGCACGUCGAUCACAGAUUGCGCCACCUGCAGCCUGACACCUGGUUGUGUUUUUUGCAACGGCACCAACUCGUGCGUCAACUCUAUUGAAACCGAAUGUGCCGCACAAGUAUGUCCUUUUACCAAAUGCCUUGCCACUGACUGCCUCCAGUGUCACCAACUGCCCGGCUGCGAAUGGAACAUUACUAGAAAAAAAUGCGAAAUUUCCCUUUCUACAAAAGAACCCAACUCAGUAAAUCAAUGCAUCUCCCACUGUGCGUUUCACCAAUCGUGCGGCGAUUGUCUCUUAGCUCCGGGCUGUCAUUGGUCGACAGGGCUGCGCGAGUGCGUCAGCUCGGCUGCGCAACCGGCUUACUGCGCGGGAGGCGUGUGCGGAUUGGUUUUGGAAGAAAGCGACUCCGCCCACUGUCCGGAGCCGUGCCACGCCUUUACGCAAUGCGCGAGCUGUCUGAGGCACGGGCCUUGCGGUUGGUGCGCGGCGCCGGGCGAGGGGGGCGACGGAGUUUGCGCAGAAGGCAACAGCGAACGGCCGAUGAAAGGAGAUUGUUUUAAGGUUAUGGACGAGGGAAGGAAUUUGCUGGAAUCGGAAAGUGACGAAAUCGAAGAGGAAGAAGAAGAAAACUCAAACGCCACCCUUCAGUACUCGUGGCACUACGUCAAAUGUCCGAAAGAAAACGAGUGCCUCAAUAAUCACCACAAUUGUGCGGAGGAUUCAGAAAUUUGCGUAGACUUGGAUGAUGGUUACGAGUGCAAAUGUGGUGAAGGGUACAAAGCAGGCGCAGCUGGUUGCGAACCUGUCUGUCUUCAAGGUUGUGUCAGAGGUAGAUGUGUGGCUCCCUCUGUGUGCGAGUGCGACUUUGGCUAUGUAGGUGCCAAUUGUUCCAUCCAGUGUCUUUGUCAUGGACAUUCAAAUUGUGAAGGACCUGACAAACUUGACAAAUGUCUCGAGUGUCACAAUAAUACAAUGGGUGACAGAUGUCAGUUUUGUAAACCCUUAUUUGUCGGAGACCCGGCCAAUAGAACUUCUUGCGUGCCUUGUCUUGAAUAUUGUCAUGGUCAUUCGGCCUUUUGCGUGUCGCCCUCUGACGGCAUCCAGCCUAAUGACUAUGUAAACGAAGAAACUUUACGUUUGACUUUGACAGAAGGGCCCAAAAAUAAUGCCAAAUGUCUCAGGUGCUCAAAUCAUACAACAGGUGACAGAUGUGACGAAUGCAUCGUGGGUAAUUUCCGAGGUUCGGAAGAGUUGCAAGAGACUUGUAAGCCGUGCGACUGUCACGGGCACGGUUCCAAGUGUCAUCCGGUGACAGGUGAUCAAUGUGACUGUCAAAAUAAUACCAUCAGCGACGAGUGCGGUCAAGGUCGCAACUCGGCGCAGCCGUGUUGGCAGGUUCAGUGUUCGAGAUGUAGGGAGGGUUUCUUGGGCACGCCCACUAACGGACGACAGUGCUACAAACAAAUGUCAGUUGACAAUAAGAUGUGCUUUGAUGCCAAACCUAUUGAUGAGUGCAAAAUGAAGCCUAAACCUCUACAUCCGGGCGAAUUGGUUUUUUUCGUUAUCCAGCCUCGUUUUAUGAACGUUGACAUUAGGAUUGUUAUUGACGUGACGCAAGGACAGUUGAAUGUUUUUAUGAGCACCCAUGAUGACACUUAUGUCGCCAAAUCGAAUUCCUCCACUGGACUGAACGAUAUCGUUAGAGAGGAAGGUUACAGGACUUUAGAUAACGGCACGGUAAAAUCGGACGACAUUAACAAGGAAGCCAAAGAUUCCGAUCUUCAAACUUACGUCACCAUAACCAAACCGAAAACCAUAUUGACGGUGAAAAAUCUGCAACACCGCCUCGUCAUCACUCUGCCCGAGGAAUACCACAAACUGGAAACUACCCGGUUUUUCCUCAUUCUUCAAUCAGCUGACGACCAUUUGCCAGCUUACGGAGUCGUGUUUUCGCGCCAAGAUCAACUACACAUCGAUUUGUUCGUGUUUUUUUCCGUGUUUUUCUCGGUGUUUUUCUUGUUUUUGGCCGCCUGUGUCGUCGCGUGGAAGGCCAAACAAGCGGCGGACGCGCGUCAUGCCCGGCGCCGGCACGUCGUCGAAAUGCUUCACAUGGCCAAAAGGCCUUUCGCGUGCGUCACUCUCGACUUAAACGGUACGAUUGUGUACAACAAAAAACAUGGACAAAACCAUAUCAGGCCUGUAGCUGUUGAACCAACAGGUGAUGAUUUGGCUGCUGUUGGUACAAUUUUCGUGAGUCUCCCAGGAGGUUCGAAUCUCCCAGUACAGCUGGUGCUGGCCUCGUCGCUGAUAUCGUACGUGAGACAGAGCGGCAAUCGGAGGUGGCGAUCUAUACACGCCGCCCCGCCCACCUAAACUGACAUCACAAUACUCUCUAACUCGAAUAACAAGCAACAUCACUCUCUAUCACUCCUUGUAAAUGUUUUUGUCUAUAUUGUAUAAUCUCUGUUAUUAUUUAUAAGAAUUAUACAUUUGUUUUUAUAGUUUUUCUUGUUUUAUUUAUUUACUUUUUGAAUUUGUAUAUGCUUCACAUG